AUGCCGCCAUCGACAAGAGCUGGACAGACGGGAAGGGGCGAUGAUGAUCAAACGACCACAAGCAAUGGACAGGAGGAAGGAUGGCUCACGCAGGUAGUCAGGAUCCUCCAGCUGGCGAACCCGGCACUAUCGGCAGAGGAAGCAAUAGUACGGGCCAUGGGUCUGGUCAACAUUAGCAACCAAGCUCCACGCGGGGAGACCGAAAAGAUCCCCAAGGACGUAUCGAGCUCCAUUGCUCACAUCAAGAAGCUCAGCGAUAGCAAUUGGCACACCUGGGAACCCACCUUUAUCGACUGCCUCCAGAGAGUGCAUAACGCGAAGGAAAUCCUGUAUGGUACCGUUGUACCCGGGAGCGAGGAAUACGAUGAAGACCUAGACAAGGCACUCGUGGGCCUCAUCCACGCCUGCUGCGAUAACAGCCCGGAUAGCCGCAUCGACACCUACACCGUCAGAGGGGUGGAUGAAGAAGUUCAACUUGGUAGCACACUCUAUGCCAAACUCAAGAAGGCACUAACACUAAACGACGCUGUAAAGCGAGCAGGACUGCAGGAUCGUAUCCACACAGUGCGCUUGCACAAUCGAGACGUUGUCAGACUAGGCAAGGAACUUGAUUCGAUCUGGAACGAUGCGGCACGCCUCGGAAAGCGUUUCGACGAGGACCUCAAGAAAUCAACUCUCUAUCGCUGCACGGCUCAAGAUUGGUUCUACGCCAACACCGUCGAUGCACUGAAAACGGCCAAACCAGACUGCAAGUAUGACGAAGCCUACCAUGCACUGGCCAAGAAACAGCAGGAUGGUGAGAUCACUGGUCGUAUUAGAGGAGCAGCAAGGGUCGCCACAAACGCGGAACAGGGGAGUGCCAACCAGGCGGAGCAAGGACCCAGGGGAAGGCGCGAUCCUCGCAAUCCCUUGGCCCCUCCAAAGUGCUAUGCUUGCGGAGGACCAAAUCACAUUGCUCGAAAUUGCACAAACGCACGAGGCACAAGCGAACCUGUCGCUCGUGCAACCCAUCAUAUGGUAAAUGAUGAGAGAAUGCUGCUCACCUCAACGAACAAGGUCGGCCAAAUCAGUACGGCAGGGGACGAAAAGCUUCAGGUGAAGGCUAUAGGAGAUGCCUCCCUUCGGGUCGGUGAGGCCACCAUCCAACUAUUGGAUGUGCUUUAUGUACCGAAACUGAAUGCUAACUUAUUGUCCGUACAAGGCUUGAUCGAGAAUGGUGCACGAGUAAUCUUCGAUGAGUUUGGAACUACCAUAAAGCAGAACGAUGGUACCCAAGUACAAUUCAAAAGGGACAGAAGACAGGGCCACUUCAAAGUGCGAGGACAAGCACUGGCUUUGGAACUGGAGGAAACACGAGAUGGCGUCCCAGAGGACAACCAGAACACAGGAAAACUAGAUAAUGCCCCAGAGGGCAAUAAGGACACGAAGCAUCGAGACAGCUACCUAUGGCAUGAGAGGUUCGGACACCCAGGACGAGACAAAACGAGACAAAUCCGGGCCCAUUACCUAGAUUUCAAAGGACAUGCCAACUACCACUAUGCACUAGUUGCUGUGGACGACUUCUCCUCUCUGAUCUACAUGGAACCACUCUGCACAAAGAGUGCUGCACUCACGGCGCUGAGAAGGUGGAUAGCCAGGAUGGAACGGGCAACGGACAGGAAACUCAAAACACUCCGCAGCGACAAUGGAGGAGAAUGGUGCAGCAUAGCAGCUGAAGACUGGCAAACUCAAGAGGGUUUUAAGUGGCAAAAGAGCGUCCCGGGGAUCAGUGUCCAAAAUGGACGGGCAGAGAGAGCAAUCAGAUCGGUCCAAGAAAAGAUGCGCUCGAUGCUGAUUGGUCAAGCUUGCCCUAGAGAGUUGUGGCCGUACGCAAUCACAGCAGCAGCACACGUGAUGAACCUUACCCCGUCAGCCACCAAAACCAUUCCCCACGAGGCCUUCUAUGGAACCACUGCGCACAAGCUGGCCCAGCAACUGCGAGUCUUCGGAUGCUUGGCAUGGGUUCAUGUUCAACAGAAGGACCAGCAAGGCAAGCACGGAGCUAGAGCAAAGCCAGCCAUCAUGAUUGGGUAUGACGACGAACACAAAGCAUGGAAGUUUUGCAACCCGGACCAGCCUGCGUCAAUUCAAUGGAGCAACUCAGCAACGUUCCAUGAGGACAAAGGAUGGAGUGAUCGCCAACAAGAGGCAGUCAGGCCUGUGGUGACCGCGGAGGUCGAGGAGGAGAGUGUCACGCCAGCCAUAGUGGAGGAGGAGACCAAAUCAGAGGCUGCAGUGGAGGAUCUCCUAACAGCCGAAGACAGCACAGUAGGCGCCGCCAACACAGCAAUACUGAACCUGGACCCAACACUUGGGGGAGCAAUGGAUGGUGAGGAUGCCCAGCUCUGGAAGGAGGCAAUACGAAAGGAGCUAGAAGGACUCGAGGCAAUGGGGACUUGGGAGGUGGUGCACCAACCGCCAGGAGUACCACUUGUGGACUCUAAGGUUGUGCUUCGGCUGAAGCUUGAUGCUGAUGGUGUACCUGUUAAGCACAAGGCACGACUGGUUGCAAGGGGCUUCACACAGAGAGAGGGGAUCGACUACCAAGAAACCUUCUCUCCAGUAGCACCCCUCGGAGCGAUCAGAGCCAUCUUAGCACUAGCAGUGCAGAACAACUGGGAGGUACAUGCUCUGGACAUCACUAUGGCUUACUUGAACUCCACGUUAAAGGAAGCAAUCUACAUGAAGCCGCCAGGAGGAUCAGGAGUAGCACCCGGCAAGGUGUACAAGGUAGUCAAGGGCCUAUAUGGCCUAAAGCAGUCUGGGCGAGAAUGGAAUCAGGAGUUUGACAGGUCUUUGCGACGCAUGGGAUUCUUCCAGGUAGAGUGCGCUCCCUGCAUCUACACCAAGGGACAGGGUGAAGAUAUGGCCAUUGUGGUCAUCUACGUCGAUGAUACACUAGUCAUAGCACCACGGCUGGAAACGGUCCUAAAGGUUAAGAAGCAGAUUGGUCAGAGAUGGAAGAUGGAAGAUAGUGGUGAGGUCUCUCACUUCUUGGGCAUCAAAAUCAGUCGAAACCGUGCGAUGCGCACCAUGACGAUUGGUCAGUCAGGGUACAUCGACCAAGUGCUGGCAAAGCACUUGGACAAACGCACGAAGCCGACCAUGGUUCCAAUGCAGAGCAUACCGGAGGGAACCCUUGUCGCAAGCGCAGCACAACAGAAGGAGUAUCCGGUGAUUGUUGGCAAGCUGCUCUGGGUCGCCAACAGCACCCGGCCCGACCUUAGUCUCACCGUGGGUGUUCUCGCUAGGCACAUGCGUGAACCAUCGCAGGAGCAUUAUCAGGCAGCACAAAGGGUCUUACGCUACCUCGAAAGCACAAGGCAGGUUGGGUUGGUUUAUAGGGCAAGUGAGUCGCAAGAGCCACUGGUUGCACACAGCGAUGCAAACUGGGCAAGCGAUGCCACCAUACAGAGAAGAAGCACAUCGGGGUCAGUGGCGUUAGUGUACGGGAACCCAGUAGCCUGGAAGUCAGCGACACAAAAAUGCGUGUCAUUGUCUGCUGUCGAGGCAGAGUUCAUUGCAGCCACGGAAGCAACACGUGAGGUGCUCUUCCUCAAGCAGCUGCUACGCUCAAUUGGCAUUGCCACAGGCACACCGACGGUCUACUCGGACAACACUGGUUGCAUACAGGUUAGUAAGGACCCAGCACAGCACUGGAAGCUUAAGCACAUCGACACCAAGUAUCACUUCGUCCGUAACAACGUACAAGAGGGAAGGGUGCAGAUCAAGUACGUAGACACCACAAGAAACUUGGCAGAUGUACUCACGAAACCCAUUGGGAGGCAGGCAAUGCAGCAAGCAAGAUCUGGGCUACACCUGCAAAUACCGGCAGCAGUGUACGGAACGGGGUCCCCGAGCUAUGCAACAGUGUUGAAGAACGGAGGUCACACCUUGAAGCAACAGCAUAAUGAACAGGGUACAUAUGCUGUUGAGGGGGGGAGUUGA
Ustilago hordei is the source of this 3987-nucleotide messenger RNA. RefSeq lists its product as uncharacterized. NCBI's taxonomy places the organism in Eukaryota, Fungi, Basidiomycota, Ustilaginomycetes, Ustilaginales, Ustilaginaceae. The record is from RefSeq and is a predicted model, not a curated record. The coding region runs from base 1 to 3987 and encodes 1328 amino acids. The transcript has 3 exons. Gene Ontology annotation, biological process: DNA integration. Gene Ontology annotation, molecular function: nucleic acid binding; zinc ion binding.